AUGGAUGCGAAAAGCAUAGUGAAGAUAUGGUUUGAAUAUAAAAACGAACGUGAAAAUUCUUCCACAAGUGAAGAUAGUGACGAUGAUGCGCCACAAAAUGAUGUUCAAGAGUCCAACGCAUUUGCGAACCAAUAUGCGACCGGUAUUGGUAGUGCUAAAGAAAGAAAUAGAUCCAAAAAGGACAAGAAGAAAUCAUCAGUAAAUCCAUCGAUCGAGCAAUUCUUAGUUAAAAGUCUGGCAAUUAACGAAGAAGCAACAGUUCCUACCAAGAAACCAUCGAAAAACCAAGAAGUACCUGAUGUCCAAAAGGUCAACGAUGAGCCGAAGACUGAAGAAAUCAAUGAUGAUUUUGUUCUGAAGAAAUUGAAUGAAAUUCGUUUCAAACGUGGCAAGGGUACCAUGAAUUAUCAAGAUGAAUUUGAAAACUUAGAGCAACUUCGAGAGCUUGUUAUCAAACAAAAUCUAGAUUCUGAUAUUCUUAUCGAAAUUUCAAUGGCAGAAAUUACAUUCGAGUUAGAUUCUCAGCGUCAACGAAACGAAUCUUCUGGGACUGACGCAUGGAAACGUACAUUGGAUCGAAUCGAUGAACUAUUACACCAUGCAUUUGAAAAUAAUAAAUUAAACACUGACAUUCUUAUGCCAAUCAUGAUUCAAAUGGAUGAUACAUAUACACGAAUUCUACGCGAUGCGAAUGCUGAUACUCAAGAAUAUCUUGAAUGUUUAAUGGACGAACAUCGUAUUAGUUCCAUUCUCGAUCGAUUUCAAACGUAUUUAGAAUUGAAUGAUGAGAACCAGUCGGAAAAUCGCUGUGUCAUUUACUUACGUAUCAUUAAACAUAUUUACUAUAAGUAUAACAAACGCUCCGAACAAUCAACAAUUUUAUCAAUCGAGCAAUCGUGCAAAUUUAUCAAUGCACACGAUGAAGCAAAGUUUUACUCGAAUCAAGCAAUUCUUUGUCAAAUUUAUCAUCUUGCAUUGCAUGAUCACUACCAUCAAGCACGGGAUCUUAUGUUCAUCAGUCAUUUACAAGAUACAAUUGAUUCAUUGGAUAUCUUCAUUCAAAUUUUAUACAAUCGAACGAUGGUUCAACUCGGAUUAGCUGCUUUCCGUCGUGGCCAGAUAUCUGAAGCACAUCAAAUAUUAGUUGAUUUCCAAUGCGGACAUCAUAUACGAGAACUCUUGGGACAAGAUAAUAAUCAUCAAAUAUAUUUGUAUCCGUAUCAUAUGCACAUCAAUUUACAAUUGAUCGAAUGUGUUUAUUGCGUAUCAGCAAUGUUGAUCGAAGCUCUAUCGACGAAAAGACAUCGAGUUAGUAAACAUUUUUAUAAGUUAAUGUCUCAAGCAGAAAAACAAGCUGUGACUGGACCACCGGAAUCGAUGCGUGAACAUAUUGUUGCGGCUUUUCAUGCAUUGAAAGUAGGUGAUUGGAAAUGCUCUAUCGAUUUGAUAGUGAAUGAGAAGAUGAAUCGACAAGUUUGGAAGUUACUACUACAGAAUACAGAUGUGUAUUCGAUGUUGAGAGAUAGAAUCAAAGAAGUUUCGUUGCAAUACUAUUUGAGAACUUGUGCAACGGCUUUUAGUGAUAUUUCGAUGAUAAUAUUAGCCGAUAUGUUUGACAUAUCCGUUACAAAAGUGUCUUGCAUUGUCGGAAAAUUAAUUUUUUGUCGAGAAUUGAUGGGAUCAAUUGAUGAAGGAACAAAGAUGCUUAUAUUAAAUGAAAAGACACAAUCGAAAAUCGAGGAACUAUCGCUUGAAUUGAUGUGGAAAGUUUUGAAAUUACACGACCAACAUGAAAAAUUGAUUCGCAUUUAA
Molecule: messenger RNA, 1812 nt
Organism: Adineta ricciae
Lineage: Eukaryota; Metazoa; Rotifera; Eurotatoria; Adinetida; Adinetidae
Source: the annotation of a GenBank genome assembly